Molecule: messenger RNA, 3746 nt
Organism: Drosophila erecta
Lineage: Eukaryota; Metazoa; Arthropoda; Insecta; Diptera; Drosophilidae
Gene: trpl
Product: transient-receptor-potential-like protein
Exons: 14
Coding region: 251-3628 (1125 amino acids)
Biological process (GO): regulation of cytosolic calcium ion concentration; calcium ion transmembrane transport; manganese ion transport
Cellular component (GO): cation channel complex; membrane
Molecular function (GO): protein binding; inositol 1,4,5 trisphosphate binding; store-operated calcium channel activity
Source: RefSeq, a predicted model, not a curated record
UUCGCAGGUGGCACACGUUCGCGGUGCGUCGCGGGUUGUCUCACGGCGGGUUUUUCGCCAGAGAAGGGAGAUAAAUAUAAAAUAAAAUAUACAUAAACUAGAACACAUUGUGCUGGAACAAGUUCGGUGACCAAACGCAUUGUUAUAAAUUUUCAAUGCAAGUGUGCUAAGCCCUGCGACAUGAAGCCGGAUUUUGAACUCUGAACCCUGGACUUGCUAAACCUGUUAAGUGAAGUGCACCAACUCUAGAAUGGGGCGCAAAAAGAAGUUGCCGACGGGCGUAUCGUCUGGCGGCAGCCACGCCUCCGCCGCCCCCAAAUCGGUGGGCGGGUGCUGUGUGCCACUGGGAUUACCACAACCUCUGCUGCUCGAGGAGAAGAAGUUCCUGCUGGCUGUCGAGCGCGGCGAUAUGCCGAAUGUGCGCAGGAUCCUGCAGAAGGCGCUGCGCCAUCAGCACAUCAACAUCAACUGCAUGGACCCCUUGGGCCGCCGGGCGCUCACCCUGGCAAUAGACAACGAGAACCUGGAGAUGGUGGAGCUGCUCGUCGUCAUGGGGGUGGAGACCAAGGACGCCCUGCUGCACGCCAUCAAUGCGGAGUUCGUGGAGGCUGUGGAGCUACUGCUCGAGCACGAGGAGCUUAUCUACAAGGAGGGCGAGCCCUACAGCUGGCAAAAAGUGGACAUAAAUACUGCUAUGUUUGCGCCGGAUAUCACACCUCUGAUGCUGGCCGCCCACAAGAACAACUUUGAGAUACUUCGCAUUCUGCUGGACCGCGGAGCAGCGGUGCCAGUGCCACAUGAUAUACGUUGCGGCUGUGAGGAGUGCGUACGCCUGACCGCGGAGGACUCCUUGAGGCACUCGCUCUCCCGGGUGAACAUCUACCGGGCGCUGUGCAGCCCCUCUCUGAUCUGCCUGACCUCCAACGACCCCAUAAUCACCGCCUUCCAGUUGUCAUGGGAACUGAGGAACCUGGCGCUCACCGAGCAGGAGUGCAAGUCGGAGUACAUGGAUUUGCGAAGGCAGUGCCAGAAGUUCGCCGUGGAUCUGCUGGAUCAGACGCGCACCUCCAACGAGCUGGCCAUCAUCCUGAACUAUGAUCCGCAGAUGUCGAGCUACGAGCCCGGCGACCGGAUGAGCUUGACCCGCCUGGUGCAGGCCAUUUCCUAUAAGCAGAAAAAGUUCGUUGCGCACUCGAAUAUUCAGCAAUUACUGUCCUCGAUUUGGUAUGACGGCCUCCCCGGAUUCCGGCGCAAGAGCAUCGUGGACAAAGUCAUCUGCAUCGGGCAGGUGGCCGUGCUCUUCCCGCUCUACUGCCUCAUCUACAUGUGUGCCCCGAAUUGCCGGACGGGCCAGUUGAUGCGCAAGCCCUUUAUGAAAUUCCUGAUCCAUGCCUCCUCCUAUUUGUUCUUCCUGUUCAUCUUGAUUCUGGUAUCACAGCGGGCGGACGAUGACUUUGUGCGCAUCUUCGGGACGGCCAGGAUGAAGAAGGAGCUGGCGGAGCAGGAGCUGCGUCAGCGGGGCCAGGCACCCAGCAAACUGGAGCUCCUCGUGGUGCUGUACGUGAUUGGGUUUGUCUGGGAGGAGGUGCAGGAGAUAUUUGCCGUGGGCAUGAAGAACUAUUUGCGCAACAUGUGGAACUUCAUCGACUUUCUGCGCAACAGUCUCUACGUGAGUGUGAUGUGUUUGAGAGCCUUCGCCUACAUCCAGCAGGCUACAGAAAUCGCCAGAGAUCCGCAAAUGGCCUAUAUACCCCGCGAGAAAUGGCACGACUUUGACCCACAACUAAUAGCAGAAGGACUCUUUGCGGCGGCCAAUGUGUUCUCGGCGUUGAAGCUGGUGCACCUGUUCAGCAUCAAUCCGCACCUGGGUCCGCUGCAGAUCUCCCUGGGUCGCAUGGUCAUCGACAUAGUGAAGUUCUUCUUCAUCUACACCCUGGUGCUGUUCGCCUUCGCCUGUGGACUGAACCAACUGCUCUGGUAUUUCGCCGCCCUGGAGAAGAGCAAGUGCUAUGUGCUGCCGGGUGGCGAGGCGGAUUGGGGCUCACACGGCGACUCCUGCAUGAAGUGGCGCCGGUUUGGCAACCUUUUCGAGUCCUCGCAGUCACUUUUUUGGGCCAGCUUCGGGAUGGUCGGGCUGGACGACUUCGAGCUCAGUGGCAUCAAGUCGUAUACGCGUUUCUGGGGACUGCUCAUGUUUGGCUCGUACAGCGUCAUCAACGUGAUUGUGCUGCUUAAUCUGCUCAUCGCAAUGAUGUCCAAUUCGUAUGCCAUGAUUGAUGAGCACUCGGACACCGAGUGGAAGUUCGCCCGUACCAAGUUGUGGAUGAGCUACUUCGAGGACAGUGCCACCUUGCCGCCGCCCUUCAAUGUCCUGCCCUCCGUCAAGUGGGUCAUCAGGAUAUUCCGCAAGUCCAGCAAGACCAUCGAUCGACAGCGCUCCAAGCAGAAGCGAAAAGAACAGGAGCAGUUUAGCGAGUACGAUAAUAUAAUGCGCUCCCUGGUCUGGCGAUACGUAGCUGCCAUGCAUCGCAAGUUCGAGGAUAAUCCCGUCUCGGAGGACGACAUCAAUGAGGUCAAAAGCGAGAUCAACACGAUGCGCUACGAAAUGCUCGAGAUAUUCGAGAACAGCGGAAUGGAUGUAUCCUCGGCCAACAAAAAGGAGAGGCAACCACGACCGCGGCGCAUAAAAGUGUGGGAACGCCGGUUGAUGAAGGGCUUCCAGGUGGCACCAGUGCAAAAUGGCUGCGAACCCGAUGCCUUCGGGAAUGUAAACGGGCAGGGUGACAUGCGGGAGAUCAAGGUGGAGUCCACACCCUCGAAGCCGGCCAAAGAAACCGCCAGGGAGCGGUUCCAGCGAGUGGCGCGCACCGUACUCCUGCAGUCCACUGCCCACAAGUGGAACAUGGUGCUCCGUGCUGCCCAGGAUUCCCAAAUAGGUCGCUGCACCAAAGACGAGCGUAAGAGCCUCCAGAACCUGAGCAGAGCCAUCGAAGAGGCCAAGAGACUCAUAAUGCUCAAUCCAGGUUGUCCCUCCGGUCGGGAGUCGCCCAUUCGCAUCGAGUUCGAGGAUGAGAAGUCGAGCACCUUGCUGGAGCUGCUCAACCAAAUCAGUGCUGAGAUUAGCGACGGUGAAAAAUCCAAAAUAAAGGCCGCCUGGCGGCCACCACUCAGGACCGUGCCUGCCCGGGCAAUGGCCGCCAACAACGUCCGGUCUUUCACAGCUCCCGAGCUGAAGAUCAGCAGGAAAUCCUCUCCAGCUCCCACUCCGGGUCCAACUCCAGGGGUUUCCCACACUGCUCUUUCCCAGUUUCGCAACCGUGAGCUUCCUCUGUGUCCCAGCAAACUCAUAGCGAACUCGGCGCCUGCUCCUCCAAAGAAAUCAGCACCUGCAGCCCCAGCUGCUGCUCCACCAUCCACCCAUAAGCCCACCACCCACGCCCCCUUCUCCAUGGAAGGGCGCCACCGGGGCAACACUCGUACCUCAGAUGGUGUGCACUCCGAUAAUUCGAACUUCGACAUUCAUGUGGUCGAUCUGGACGAGAAGGGCGGGCACUCGGGCAGGGAUAAUGCUUCCGAAAUUAGCUCCAUUGCCAGCACGAGUCCCCAGCGGCCAAAGCAUCGAAACUAAAUGUGAUUGUGGCAUGGACACGGGUGAUAAAUCUACAUAGGUCCGCCAGAUGCCUUCCAUAAAGCUAUAUACUUGUAUCUAUCAAUAAAGAAGGAAUGAAGUUAUUUAGGCAAAUUAA